GAAAAAUUAAAAUCUCUACAAAAGAAAAAAAAAAAAAGAAGAUUACACUAUUUAAUUGAAUGAAUCGAGUGAAGUGAAGUGAAGUGAAAAAGUUUGUAAAUGUGAUUUGGAUUGGAUAGGGGAUUAAAUAAGGAAAGGAAAAGAUGAUUAAAGACAAUUCAAAGCAAUUCAUCGAUCAAGGUUUCAAUAUCAAAUCGGAAUCACAACCGAACCAAGAGGAAAAUACUUACCAGAUUACUAAUCAUCAUCAUCAUCAUCACUUCAACACCUCAUCCUCAACUUCAACUUCAGCAUCGAAAUCUAAUACUAAUGCUAACAAAAAACAUCCUAGAUCGAUCUCACCUCGAUUUCAUUCAACUUUAAAUGAUUCAUUUUUAGAUCAAACUUCUCAGCUUAAUUCUCAAAACUUCGAAAGCGUUCUAAAUCAGAAUCGAUCGACAUCGACAUCAUCAAAACAUCUUCAUCAUCAACUCAAACUUAAUCCAACCGAAUCUCAAUAUAAUCUCGAUACUAGAGCUGAAAAAUUAAAGAACGUCAUCGAAAGACAACAUCAUCAAAUUCAAAUCAUUCAAAACCAAAUCAGUUUACUCGAUCAAUUCUCUCCUACCUCGGCUUACUCAAUCUAUCAAAACUCUCAUCAACCUACCAGAUUCAAUCAAUCAUCAUCUCAGCAUUCAAAUCAUCUCAUGCACUCAAAUCAAUUCUCAACUUCAACUUCAAUUCAUAAUCUCAAUUCUCAUCAUCAUCAUCAUCACAGUACUAUCACACCUAAACCACGACCAUCAUUACCUGCUCGAGUCUUGGUAGGGUACCCUCUCAGGGGACCUUCACCUGGUCAUGACCCUACCAUCCCAAAAGCGAUUGCUCCAGUCGGGUUGAAUCCGACAAUGGAAGAAAUCAUCAACUGUCCUCAAAGAGGUCAACAGGCUCAUUCGAUUUCAUUCCUUUUGAAUCCGUCUAUGAAUCCAGCAAAAGAAACGAUUCGUGAUUCAACUCCACCUCCUUCAUCUUAUAGCAAUCUAAGUCCUUUAAAUUCACAUCAAUCAAAUCAGAAUAGUCAUCCCGAUCAAAACCAUCAUAGGCGUCCAUCUGAUCAACCUACUUUGAAUUCAGAAAGAUCACAACAGGUUAAUGAGAAUUCAACAGCUCAAGUACCACCACCUACACUGUACAGAAGAACAGUUCCGAUUCCUGGGAGUGGUUAUCGAAAUCUGAAUGGGCGAUCACCCAAUGAACCUUUAGAAUUAAGAGCUAAUGAUUUGAUUGGAACUGGAAGAGUUACUUGUUAUCAUGCUCAAGCUUAUUGGGAUUUAUUUUUUCAAAAACAUUCUAAUCGACUCACUUGGUGUCAAUCAGAUCGAGAAGAGAUUGAUAGUAUUAGAUCUGUAUCGGAUUUAUUGUUGGCUUCUGUACUGAGUGUGUCGGCUAAAGUGUUGGGUCAUAAUGCGAUUUUCGAAACUUGUUUAGAUGAAGCGAAAACAUUGACG
This is a messenger RNA of Melampsora larici-populina 98AG31, 1487 nucleotides long. RefSeq lists its product as uncharacterized. The record is from RefSeq and is a predicted model, not a curated record. The transcript has 3 exons. The annotation marks the transcript as partial. NCBI's taxonomy places the organism in Eukaryota, Fungi, Basidiomycota, Pucciniomycetes, Pucciniales, Melampsoraceae.